AUGGCGGCGGUGCGGGCGCUCCUGGUGCUGGCUGUGGGGACUCGGGCAAUGAUCCUUUUCACCAAGGAGCCGUACUCCCAGGACGCCCUGCACGGCCGCAGCGCCAUCCUCCGCUGCGAGGUGGCGGAGCCAAUGGAUGUGAAGUUUGAAUGGCUGCAGAAUGGGGUCCCUGUUCAGGACACGGAGCAACGCUUCAAGGAAGGCAGCAACCUCCAGUUUGCUGCUGUCGAUCGGCACCGGGAUGCUGGGGACUUCCAGUGUGUAGCGAGGAACUUGCUCACUGGGGAGGAGGCCCGAACAGCCAAUGCAUCUUUCAAUAUCAAGUGGAUUGAGACAGGGAAUGUGGUGCUGAAGCAGCCGGCCAGCAUAGCUGAGAUCCAGCCCUCCUCCACAGUGGUGCUGCGGUGUCACAUCGAUGGCCAUCCACGCCCCACGUGGCAGUGGUUUCGGGAUGGUAUCCCCCUCCCCGAUGGCCGCAGCACCUAUUCUGUCAGCAACAAGGAGCGAACACUGACCCUGCAGAGCACCAGCCCCGAUGACAACGGUCUCUACUACUGCUGUGCCCGCAGUGCCGUUGGCUUUGUCUGCAGCCAGAACAACUUCACACUGAAUAUCAUCGACGAGAGCUUUCCUCAGGCCGUGAUUGUCCCGCAGGACCUCAUCGUGACCAAGAACGAAGAGGCCAUGUUUGACUGCCAGUUUGCAGCCGUGCCCCCUCCCACGCAGGAGUGGCUCUUUGAAGACAGCCCCAUCACCAACAGAUCCAAGACCACUGUGUUCACCAACGGCUCCCUGCUGAUCACCCAGGUGAGGGCUCGCAGCACCGGUGUCUAUAAGUGUGUUGGCCGUGGGCAGAGAGGGAAAGCUCUUGUGCUGAAGGCGACUCUGCGGCUAGCAGAGAUCGAAGAAAUGGCACCCUUCUCCCCGAAGGUGUUGACGGCAAACCAGGGGCACCGCGUGGCCUGCACUGCCCCACGAGGCAUACCCACGCCCCAAGUCUGGUGGGAGAGGAACCAGGAACGAGUUCCCACUGCUGGCAGGGUGCACCAAGAGGCAGAGCAGCUCGUUUUCACCAGUAUCAUCGAGACGGACGCGGGGACCUACACGUGCCAUGCUGCCAACAAGGCUGGAGAGAAGAAGCAGGAGCUGAGCAUCACUGUGGCUACGGUACCCAAGUGGGUGGAGAUGCCCAAGGACAGCCAGCUGGAGGAGAGCAAGCCAGGAUACCUGCACUGCCUCAGCAAGGCCUCCCUGAAACCCACCGUUACCUGGUACCGCAAUGGCGUCUCCAUCUCUGAGGACUCACGGUUUGAGAUCUCUGAGAAUGGGACACUGCGCAUCAACAACGUGGAGGUAUACGAUGGGACCAUGUACAAGUGUGUGAGCAGCACACCAGCAGGCAGCAUCGAGGGAUAUGCACGGGUGCACGUGCUAGAGAAGCUGAAGUUCACCCCGCCGCCCCAGCCGCUGCAGUGCAUGGAGUUCGAUAAGGAUGUUACGGUGUCCUGCUCAGCCACUGGCCGGGAAAAACCCACCAUCCAGUGGACUAAAACAGAUGGGAGCAGCCUGCCAUCCCACGUCAGCCACAACGCCGGCAUCUUGUCCUUCCACAAGGUGAGCAGAAGUGACUCAGGGAACUACACGUGCAUCGCCUCCAACAGCCCGCAGGGCGAGAUCCGUGCCACCGUGCAGCUCGUGGUAGCAGUUUACGUCACCUUCAAGCUAGAGCCAGAGCCCACGACGGUGUACCAGGGGCACACAGCCAUGUUCCAGUGCCAGGCAGAGGGGGACCCCGUGCCGCACAUCCAGUGGAAAGGGAAGGACAGGAUUUUGGAUCCUGGCAAGCUCCUGCCCAGGAUUCAGAUCAUGCCCAAUGGCUCCCUGGUGAUUUACGACGUCACCACCGAGGACUCUGGAAAAUACACCUGUAUUGCCGGCAACAGCUGCAACAUCAAGCACCGCGAGGCCUUCCUAUACGUCGUAGACAAGCCUGCAGCAGAAGAGGAUGAGGGACCUGGCAGCCACACACCUUACAAGAUGAUCCAGACCAUUGGGCUUUCGGUGGGGGCAGCUGUUGCCUACAUUAUUAUCGUGCUGGGGUUGAUGUUCUACUGUAAGAAGCGGAGAAAAGCCAAGAGGCUGAAGAAACACCCAGAGGGCGAGGAGCCCGAAAUGGAAUGUCUGAAUGGUGGCGCUUUGCUGCAGAAUGGGCAGAUGACAGCAGAGAUCCAAGAAGAAGUGGCCUUGACCAACCUGGGCAGCAGCUCUGGGGCCAGCAAGCGGCACAGUGCUGCCGACAAGAUGCACUUUCCGCGUUCCAACCUGAAGACAAUCACAACCCUGGGCAGGGGGGAGUUUGGUGAAGUGUUCCUGGCCAAGGCUAAAGCUGCAGAGGAUGGUGAGGGUGAAACACUGGUCCUGGUGAAGAGCCUGCAGACGAGGGAUGAGCAGCUGCAGCUGGACUUCCGUCGAGAGGCAGAGAUGUUUGGCAAGCUGAACCACUCCAAUGUGGUGCGGCUGCUGGGGCUGUGCCGCGAGGCAGAGCCGCACUACAUGGUCCUGGAGUAUGUGGACCUGGGGGACCUGAAGCAGUUCCUGAGGAUCUCCAAGAGCAAAGAUGAAUCUCUGAAGCCGCAGCACCUCACUACCAAACAUAAGGUGUCUCUCUGCACACAGGUGGCCCUGGGCAUGGAGCAUCUCUCCAACGGCAGGUUUGUGCACCGGGACUUGGCAGCCAGGAACUGCCUGAUCAGUGCCCAGCGGCAGGUCAAGGUCUCGUCCCUGAGCCUCAGCAAGGACGUGUACAACAGCGAGUACUACCACUUCCGCCAGGCCUGGAUCCCGCUGCGCUGGAUGCCACCUGAAGCUGUGCUGGAGGACGAGUUCUCCACUAAGUCAGACGUGUGGUCCUUUGGGGUGCUCAUGUGGGAGGUCUUCAUGCAUGGGGAGAUGCCCUACACCACGCUGGCAGAUGAUGAGGUUCUAGCAGGUCUGCAGUCGGGAAACACGAAGCUCCCGCACCCUGAGGGCUGCCCUUCCCGCCUGGCCAAGCUGAUGCAGCGCUGCUGGGCCCCCAGCCCUAAGGAUCGACCCUCGUUCAGCGAGCUCGCCACCGCCCUCGGGGACAGCCCAGCUGACAGCAAAGCCUGAGCAUCCCGCCCCUUGCUGGGGAAGGACGCGGCGGGGUGGACAGGGGUCUGUAGGUGCCCGGGGAGCCCCUGGCACUCGUGUGGCCCCUUGCUGAGCCCGACCCCAAUGCGCCAGCGAGCAGCUCGGCACCAGCGGCUGCUGGACUCAAAGCACAAGCCAGUGUA
This is a messenger RNA of Gavia stellata (red-throated loon), 3314 nucleotides long. RefSeq names its product protein tyrosine kinase 7 (inactive) (gene PTK7). Gene Ontology annotation, biological process: synapse organization; homophilic cell-cell adhesion; protein phosphorylation. Lineage: Eukaryota; Metazoa; Chordata; Aves; Gaviiformes; Gaviidae. The record is from RefSeq and is a predicted model, not a curated record. Gene Ontology annotation, molecular function: ATP binding; axon guidance receptor activity; protein tyrosine kinase activity. The coding region runs from base 1 to 3150 and encodes 1049 amino acids. Gene Ontology annotation, cellular component: plasma membrane; neuronal cell body; axon. The transcript is spliced from 20 exons.